GCCGGAAUGGCCGUCGCCGCCAGAACCUUUGACCCCGCAGACGCCACAGACCCCCAACGCGCCGGGUCAGAUGUCGUUCGACAGCGACACCAUCCAGAAGAUGCUGCGGUCGCUGCCGUCGUCCCCGAUCGAGAAGGACUACGCCAACGACCUCGACCUCGGCUUCCACGAAGAGUUCAACAUCUCCGACGACAGCCAGCAGCACCAGGGCCAGGACCGGGACGGUGGGAGCCGCCGGGGCAGCCGGCUGUCCAGAACGAAGAGCCUGAAUGUGCAUGACCGGAACACGAAGACCGGCAGCAACCCACGCCGACAGCAGAGCAUGGACACCCCCGGGGGCGCGGGACCCCAGCAGAGGAGCGACCCCUACAAGCCGAGGAUGUUCAACAAGAUCGCCCUGGAGAGAGAGCUGAAGAAGAGGAACAAGAACAUUGCGGCCAACUACCC
Messenger RNA from Lymnaea stagnalis (great pond snail), 447 nucleotides. NCBI's taxonomy places the organism in Eukaryota, Metazoa, Mollusca, Gastropoda, Lymnaeidae. The record is from the annotation of a GenBank genome assembly.